This is a messenger RNA of Eublepharis macularius, 1252 nucleotides long. RefSeq names its product SPC25 component of NDC80 kinetochore complex (gene SPC25). The transcript is spliced from 8 exons. NCBI's taxonomy places the organism in Eukaryota, Metazoa, Chordata, Lepidosauria, Squamata, Eublepharidae. The record is from RefSeq and is a predicted model, not a curated record. Gene Ontology annotation, biological process: chromosome segregation. Gene Ontology annotation, cellular component: Ndc80 complex. The coding region runs from base 325 to 1011 and encodes 228 amino acids.
GUCAAUCAAUGGAAGCCGGACGGUUGAUCUUCGGCGCGGGAAUUCGGGACGUUUUGAACCGAGUGAUGGGCCGGAUCAACGUUAUUACUUCUGAAAUGAAAUCCUGCCCUCAAGUCAUAGUUGACAUAUAGCGACCCCUGGCGUGGUUUUCAUGGCAAGAGACUAACAGAGGUGGUUUGCCAUUGCCUGCCUCUGCAACCCUGGUCCUCGUUGGAGGUCUCCCAUCCAAUUUCUAAUCAAGGCUGACCCUGCUGAGCUUCUGAGAGAUCUUACAUUUUUAAGUUUAAGAGAUCCCUUUGAUGAUUGUCCUGUGUCUUUAAAACAAUGGCCCAGACAAAAGAUGACAAUGAAUUGGAAAUACUUGAAAAAGAAAUAAAGGACUUCAGGACUACCUUCAAAACCGCUUGUUGUAGUGAACCCAUUGAACAGACAUUGGGGCUGAGAGAUCUGUGGCUUGAAUCUAUUAGCAACCUUUCAGAUAAAUGGUCUAAGAGAUUAAAAGAAGGGGACCUAAUGAUCAACAGAUUUCAGGAAUAUACAAAUGAGUUGCUCCAGAAGAACAAAUCAAUUGAAGAAAAACAGGAGAAUCUAUCAGAAGUUCUUGCUAGCAUCAAGGAUGGGGAAAAGCAAAAUGCUGACUUGAUGAACAGCAUUCAAGAACUCAAGGAGAGGUUGGUCAGAAAAAGUGAAACUAAAAGUCAAGACACAGAAGAAAAGCUGGAAAGACUCAGCAAGGUGGAAAAGACUUUUAAAGAGCGGACUGGGCUAGAAAUACGCAAAACUUGUGCUAAUCAUUUGCAGUUUAUAUUCCGCUGCAUUGACCACAAAGAUCCUGACAAGCCUUAUGUGCUUACCCUUUCCAUAAAUGAAGCGGGAGCCUAUGAAGUGAUCUCUUGUUCUCCUUCCUUGGACUGCAUAGAAGAACUGCAGCUAAAAGUGAGAGAAACCAACAAUUUUUCUGCAUUCAUUGCUAACAUUAGGAAAGCCUUCAUUGCUUUGUCAUAUAAGUGACAUCUUGUAAUACCGAUCAUCCUGUCUUUGUGCCUUUUUUUUAAAACUGGGGGUGGGGGGGGGAACGGAAUAAAGGUCUUUAUCACAUACAAUAGAAGCAUUUCUGUUUUGUGAUAGUCAAAAUGCAACCUGUGUGUGUGUGUGUGUGUGUGUGGCCACAGCUAUGAGAUAUGUAGGUUACGGCAAUCAACUUUGACUUCCAAGGACCAAUUAAGUUCUAAGAUCUUCGCCUCUGAAUAAG